AUGAGAUUGCCCCUACUGUGGAAGAGUGUAGUGCGCUUGUGCAAGCUCAGGAGAUAUAAAGAUGCCAUUGAAUUGCUUGAUAAAGGAGCUCUCCCUGAUGGAGAUUGUUUCUCUUCGCUGUUCGAAUCUGCUGAAAUCACAAAGAAGGGACCCGUUUCUGUUCUGCAUGAGAUUGAUGAAGAGGCUAAAGAACAAGCACUACUCUACCAUGGCGAGAGAUUAGCGAUUGCUUGUGGUAUCAUAAGCACCCCAGCUCGGAAACCUCAAAGUCAGCAAGAAUAUCCGUGUGUGUGUGUGUGGACUGUCACAACUUUAUCAAGAUCAUGUCCAAAAUCAUUGGUAGGGAGUUGA
Molecule: messenger RNA, 351 nt
Organism: Arabis nemorensis
Lineage: Eukaryota; Viridiplantae; Streptophyta; Magnoliopsida; Brassicales; Brassicaceae
Source: the annotation of a GenBank genome assembly